Messenger RNA from Aureobasidium musti, 825 nucleotides. The record is from the annotation of a GenBank genome assembly. Lineage: Eukaryota; Fungi; Ascomycota; Dothideomycetes; Dothideales; Saccotheciaceae.
AUGGGCAAGAAACGAGUUCUGGCUGGCUAUGGUGUCGAUGUGGAUGCCGUAUCAGGCUGCAUCAAGAAAGAGCAACAGCAACUGAUUUUUUCCACAGUNGGUUUGCACGGCUACACCCACGAACACAUUUCCAAACUCUCUGUCUCUCAGCAGAGAGACGUCCUCGCCAAAUCCAUCUCGGUAAUCACAAACUUCACCAGCAAAAAGCCUUUGGGUUAUACAGCACCUGCCUGGGACACUAGCAAACAACUCAUUCCUUUGCUCGAAGAAUUUGGCAUCGUGUAUGACCAUUCAUUCAUGCAUCAUGACUUGCAACCUUAUUUUGCGCCGGAUGGAAGUCACGAGUGGGUAGAAACUGAUACCAAAAAGGAAGCCGAGACUUGGAUGAAGCCGAUGACUAAGUUGAGGCCUAGCAAGAUUGUGGAGAUUCCUGCGAAUUGGCAUGUGGAUGAUUGGCCGCCUUUGCAACCCAUGCCGGGAAGAGCUGGUACAAGAAAAAUCGCANNGAACGGUUUCGUCAGUACUCACGAAGUGGAAAGAUUGUGGCUCGAGCAGUUUGACUUUGCCUACGAGACCUAUGAUAGCUUCAUCUUUCCCAUGUCGAUCCAUCCGCAAGUCAGUGGCAAGCCACAGGUCAUCAAGAUGCACGAACGGUAUGAUUUCCCAAGACUUGAUUGUGACGCGAAAGCACUGACACUCCCAGCNAUCAUAAAUUAUAUCAAUAAGCAUGAAGGCGUGGAGUGGAUGUCCUUUGCNGACAUCGCAAAAGAGUUCCUCGAAGGCCGAAUUGAAGGAGUCGACAUCGAAGGAGGAGCGGAAGUCUAG